Photinus pyralis (common eastern firefly) is the source of this 642-nucleotide messenger RNA. RefSeq names its product gamete and mating-type specific protein A-like. The coding region runs from base 110 to 502 and encodes 130 amino acids. The transcript is spliced from 2 exons. Lineage: Eukaryota; Metazoa; Arthropoda; Insecta; Coleoptera; Lampyridae. The record is from RefSeq and is a predicted model, not a curated record.
CGCUUUGUAAAUCACUACAGAGUUAUCAGGAGGGUCAAAGAAUUAUUAAUUCGGAUAGUUGAUUUGUGUAUGAGUAUUUGAUAAAAGUUAUUCGAUUAUCGUUGACAAAAUGUACAGAAAAAUAGUGGUAAUAUUAUUACUAGUGCACAUUUUUAUAAGUGAUUGUCAAUGGCAAAAUCGAAGGCGAAUGUUUACGGUACCACCCGAACCGCCAUCAACAUGGAUAACUUCAACAACGACAACACCAGCUCCAACUAGAACGACCUACACAACGCCAAGGACCUCAAUAGCUCCUAAUACAACGACUCCACCUCCAACGACCACACCAGCUCCAACUAGAACGACCUACACAACGCCAAGGACCUCAACAGCUCCUAAUACAACGACUUCGCCGACCACACCAGUUCCAACAACAAAACCUCCACCAACACCUCCAUCGCCAAACCUUAUUGGAAAACUUCAAUUCAUAGUAUGUUCAAAUUGUACCAUAAUAAUGGCAUAAGCAGCAAUACCUGCAGUGAAAAAUUCUAUGCAAGAGCAAACUACUCUUACAAUACAAAUAUAUACAGCUUUUCACCUAUGACUCUUAUACUGUGUCAUUUAGAUGUUUUAGAUUUUAAUACACGAUUUCGAGUCUCUUUA